AUGUCCUCCCCAAGCGUUCACGACCCCGUCCAGAGAAACCCUGCUACCCCCCGCAAGUCUCGAAAGGGCUCCGGUUCUAGCGCUGCGUCCUCAAGACCGGAGAUCACCACCCCCAAGACCAAGAAAACCCCCCGCAAGCUGCAGACUAGGACGCCCAAACCCAUCGAGGAAGACGUUGACGACGAGAAGCCUCCAACCCCAUCUCCCCAACCGAAGAAGAAGUCUCAGCCCGAGCCCCAGCAGCGCGAGGAAUCCCGCUCUCCAGAGGACAACCAGGAGGAGCCGGAGGAGCAAGAGGAGGCAGAAGAGGCACCGCCUGCUCCCUCCCCCAAGCCAAAGAAGAAGAAGUCCAAGCCCGAGCCCGAGCAGCGGGGCAUUUCAUCCCCGGAUGAUGCCCAGGCGCAGGCGUCCGGCUCUGCAAGCCGAAGCGGUAAGGCCUCGGACUUGGCAGGCACAGCGAAGGGUCUUGGCGAUAAGUUGAAGGAUACCGCGCAGGAUGCCGGAGAGAAAGCCCAGGAAAACCUUCCAUCUAACCCUCUUGACCUGUCCGCCUUGAAGGGCCUUGAGGUUGGUGAAGGUGGCCAGGUCCUGGGCAAGGAUGGCAACCCCCUGGGACGAGUCGUGGAAGGCGAGCCUGAGGAUCUCGUUGGCCAGGAAAUCGGGGACGACGGCGAGAUUCUCGACGAAGACGGUGAUCUCAUUGGCCGAGUGGAACUCCUGCCUGAUACUGCACGGGACGUCACCGACAAGGCGAAGGAAGACCUUCCCUCGGACGAAGCGCAGAAUGUCACCGACAAGGCGAAAGAGAAUCUUCCCUCUACCCCUCUUGAUCUAUCCGCCCUGAAGGGCCUCGAGGUCGGUGAAGGUGGUCAGGUCCUCGGCCAGGAUGGCAACACCCUGGGACGAGUCGUGGAAGGUGAACCCGAAGAUCUCGUUGGCCAGGAAAUCGGUGAUGACGGAGAGAUUCUCGACGAAGACGGUGAUCUCAUCGGUCGUGUAGAGCUCCUGCCUGACGCUGCGCAGAACGUUACCGACAAGGCGAGGGACGUUCCAGAACAGGCUGAGGAUGUUGCCUCGCAGGCGAAGGACACCGCUGACAAGACUGCUGAUCAGGCCAAGGACAAGGCCGAAGAGACGACUGAGCAGGCCAAGAACGUGGUGGCUGACCUCGCUGACCUCGAUGGUCUUCCCGUCUCGGAAGGAGGACUCAUCAAGAACAAGGACGGCCAGGCCAUCGGCAAGGUCGCCGAGGGAGACCCGGAGGAUCUUGUUGGCUAUACUGUGAACGACGAGGGCGAGAUCGUCGAUGAAGAUGGCGACCUCAUCGGCAGAGUGGAACUCCUGCCACAAGAAGCCCAGGAUGUUACUGAUAAGGCUGGGGAGAUCCCCGAGCAGGCCAAAGACACUGUGACCGACCUCGCCGACCUCGAUGGCCUUCCUGUGUCUGAAGAAGGCGCCAUUAAAGACAAGUCCGGCCAAGUCGUCGCAAAGAUUGCCGAGGGCGACCCGGAGGACCUUGUCGGCUACACCCUGAACAAUGAAGGCGAGGUCCUCGACGAGGAGGGCGAUCUGAUCGGCCGCGCUGAAAUUGUCCCCCAACAAGCCAAGGACGCCACAGAGGGUGUCAAUGACUCUGAUGAGAAGUUGGCUCCUGAAGACCAGAGCACCCAAGAGGACAUCGCCAAGCAAGCAGUUGAGAGCGUCCAGCAGCAAGGCCUCGAUGACACGACCGAGAAGGCCCAGUCCGCAGCCGGUGAUGCCACCGACAAAGUUGACGAAGCUGCCCCGGACGCUGAAGGCGUUAAGGACGGCGCGGAAGAAGCAGCCGAAGCUGCUGAGGACGAAGCCGAGCAACAACUGCCACCACUCUCCUCACUCGAAGGCAUGAAGUGCACCAAGUCAGGCAAGAUCGUCGACCCGAACACUGGCAGGCCAGUCGGUGAGCUCAUCGAAGGCGACCCCAAGAAGAUCUCCCGCAUGGGGGCUCAACUGGACGACAAGGGCCAGUUCUGGGAUAGCCGUGGUAACGUGAUCGGCAAGGCCAAGACCCUUCCUGUCGAGGAUUACGAGGACGAGCCGCCCUUCGCUGGCCUGGAAGGUCUCCACGUCGUUGAGGAGGGAUGGGUUGAAGACGAAAAUGGCAAGCGAGUCGGCAAAAUCGUUCAAGGAGACGCGAAGAAGCUCCUUGGACGUGCGGUUGACGAAGACGGUGAUAUUACUGACAAGAACGGCAAUGUCAUCGCACAGGCUGAAUACUACGAAGCCCCCGACGAGCCGGAGCCUGAGAAACCUGACCUUUCUCGGUUGAACGGCAUGAAGCCUAACAAGAUGGGAUUUGUUAUCGGUCCAGACGGUGUUCCCAUUGCCCGUGUUGUCGAGGGUAAUCCAAAGGAGCUGGCCGGUAAAGAGAUCGACGAUGGCCAGAUCUGGGAGGGCCGUAAGCCCAUCGGACGCGUGGAGCUCAUUCCCGAAGAGGAGCGCGAAAAGAAGCCCGAAGGCUUGUUUGCCGGACUUGACAACCUUGUCGUGAAUAAGGAAGGCUUCGUCGAGGAUGAGGAUGGCAACAUUGUCGGCAAAGUGACCGAGGGCGACCCGAAGAAGCUCCGCGGACGCGCCGUCGACGAAGACGGAGACAUCGUUGACAAAUUCGGCAACGUUAAAGGCCACGCAGAGCCUUACGAGCCAGAAGAGGAGGAGGAAGAGAAGCCGGAUCUUUCUAUUUUGGAGGGCAAGACGGUCAACAAGGCUGGCAACGUCGUCGAUGCGCAGGGCAAUAUCUACGGACGUAUCACUUCUGGAGAUGGGCGCCUUGCUGGCAGAAAGGUCGACGGCCAGGGUCAAAUCUGGGGUGACAAUGGAAAAGUCAUCGGCAGAGCAGAGCUCGUCCCAGGGGCAGAGCAGGAGAAGCCCGAGGGACCAUUCUACGGAUUCGACAAUGCGCAAGUUGGCAAAGAUGGUGUUGUCAUGGACGGCGGCCGUAUCAUCGGCCGUGUCAUUGAAGGCGAUGCCAAGCGACUCCUCGGUCGUAAGGUCGACGAAGAUGGGGACAUCCUCGACAAGAAUGGUAACACCGUCGGAAAGGCUGAACGCUGGGAGCCAGAAGAGAAGAAGCGUGAUGUUAACCCCAUGUCCGGCCGAAAGGUUAACAAAGAGGGUGAGGUCCGCGACGCUGACGGUAACCUCAUUGGUAAAUUGACAUCGGGCAAUCUGCCAACCCUCGUCGGCAAGGAGAUUGACGACAACGGCUACGUUGUCGACAACGACGGAAACAAGCUGGGCGAGUAUACCUUGCUCGAGAACCUGCCCGAAGAAAAGGAGGAGGAACCUGAGCCAGGUCCCUCUGAAGAGGAGUUGGAGGCCCAGAAGAAGGCCGAGCAGGAUAAGGAGCUGGCGAAGAAGAUGACCGGCAUCAUCGGACAGACUCUCGAUCGUCUUCACCCUACCUGCAAGAGAAUUGCCGAGCUGCUCGAGAAAGCUGAUCGCACACCACGUGACGAACUGGACGAAGAGAAGCUAGUCAAGGACGUCAAACCACUGAUCGAAGAGGGCGGCCAGGUCCUUCAGGAAUGCAACGGAGCCAUCCGUGCUCUGGAUCCCGAUGGCUCGAUUGCUUCCACUGCCAAGGCUCGCGCUGCAUCACACGAAGCAACUCCCGAGGAAUACGCUCUCGCGGAGAAGAUCAAGGAGCUGAGCGAGCUUGUGAUGAACACGAUCGAGAACGGCCGCAAGAGGAUCGCGGACAUGCCUCAUGCAAAGAAGAAGAUCAACCCUCUGUGGGCCCUGCUCAGCGAGCCUCUCUUCCAGAUCAUCGCGGCUGUUGGUCUGCUUCUUAGCGGUGUGUUGGGCCUUGUAGGCCGUCUGCUCGACACUCUUGGACUCGGUCCUCUCCUAAACGGUCUGCUGGGUGGACUGGGUCUCGAUAAGCUUCUUGGUGGUUUGGGAUUGUCUUCUAUAACGGAUUCUCUGGGAUUGACCGGAAAGAAGGACUAA
Messenger RNA from Aspergillus thermomutatus, 3990 nucleotides. Its product is annotated as LEA domain protein. Bases 1 to 3990 code for a protein of 1329 amino acids. Lineage: Eukaryota; Fungi; Ascomycota; Eurotiomycetes; Eurotiales; Aspergillaceae. The transcript is spliced from 2 exons. The record is from RefSeq and is a predicted model, not a curated record.